AUGUUAGCCACGUUGGCAGGCAAGUUGAAUAGCAAUGAAGCCUUCAACCCCGAUCGUGGGUUCCAAGUGGAUGUGGUGUUUGUAUCCAUGCCUGGCCGAGGGUCCGGUCGACAUAAACAACGCAAUGCGGGACGUUUAUGUUUGGAUCGAGUCAAUAAGAAAAAGAAAUGCAUCAUCCCCAUUCGAAACAGAGAUGCCUUAUGCUGUGCCCGCGCCAUUGUCACCAUGCGAGCCCAUUGCCAUAAAGAUCAAGGCGUGGACGGGUUUCGCGACUGGGAGAAUCUCAAACGUGGUCUUCCUGUGCAGCAACGUCAAGCCCAGGCCUUACAUCAGCAAGCGGGAGUCGCUGAGGGUCCCUGUGGUUUACCCGAGCUUCGCCAAUUUCAACAAGCGUUGGGCUCUCAAUAUCAACUCUUGGUGAUGACCCGGAUGAAACCGUUCUUUUUGAUGUUCAAAGGCCCCGCCGCCCCUCAUCAGAUUCGUUUACUGAAAUCCAACGAUCAUUUUGAUGGCUGCACGUCCUUUCCUGCGUUUGUCAACCGUUCGUAUUAUUGUGUGGACUGUGAACGGGGGUUCAACACCAACGAUCGGACCAAUCACACUUGUCAAGGGAGACGCUGCUCCGCGUGUGGGCGCUUUGAUUGUCCGGAUUAUGUGCGGGGCACCCGUCCCACCGAGUAUGGCAGACCGUGUCACCGCAAGUUUUAUGGUAUCCAUUGUAUGCAACAUCAUGUGGUCAGCCGGCAAUGUCAAUCCAUCAAAAACUGUCGCAAGUGUCAAGCCCAAUACACUUUCGUCCCCAACAAACGUCACCAGUGCGGGUACGCCAAAUGCCUCGCCUGUCAGGAAUGGGUGCCCAUCCAGGACCACAAGUGUUACAUUCAGCCUGUGGUGGAACGCGAGGAGUCCGAACCAACAGAGGAGGGGGGAGGUAGCAUGGUGGCGCCACCCCCUCCCCUGUUUGUUUACGCGGAUUUUGAAGCCAUGCAGAAUGCGGAAGGCGUGUUUGUAGCCAAUUUGUUAUGUUAUUCAUCGAGUGCAGAAACGACCAUUCAUGUAUUGGACGGGGAGGACUGUGCCCUACAAUUUUUGCACGAUUUGGAUGAUCUCACGGACGUUCCGGACCGUGAGGAGGAGCGGGAGAUUCUCGUGGUGUUUCACAAUUUGAAAGGGUUUGAUGGCAUGUUUAUUCUCCAUGAACUCUACCAGCAACAACGCGAGGUCGUGGACCAACUGACCGUGGGAGCCAAAGUCCUGUCUUUCAGGAGUGGACCUAUCAAAUUCAUUGACUCGUUGUGUUUCUUGCCCAUGCCGCUGGCCUCCUUUCCCAGCACCUUCAAUUUGACCGAAUUAAAGAAGGGAUUCUUUCCCCAUUUGUUCAAUACCCCCGACCACCAACAGUAUGUGGGCCACAUCCCCGAUUUGGAAUUUUACGAUCCCGACGGCAUGAUGGCCAAAAAGAAAGACGAACUGACCCGUUGGCAUGCAGAUCAAGUCCGUCGGAACGUGCCCUUCCAUUUCAAGCAAGAAAUGAUUGACUAUUGCAAGUCGGAUGUGGCUCUCUUGAAAGCAGGGUGUGAAGCCUUUCAGCAAGAAUUUGAACAGCAGGCUGGCUUCAAUCCCAUGGCCAAGUGUAUGACCAUCGCCAGUGCCUGCAAUCUGUAUUGGCGCAAGCAUCAUUUGACCCCCGACACCAUCGCUGUGGAACCUCUCGGAGGGUGGCGAGGGGCCCAAGUCAACCAAUCCCUCAAAGCCCUGCAAUGGCUCUACUACCAGGAACACCUCAUUCCCAAAGAGGGGGCUAGUGCUGACCGCAUUCGACACGUUCGCAACGGGGGCGAACAGUCUAUCCGAACGGGCGCCCACAGUCAUUUUGUCGAUGGCUACGAUCCCCUGACUCGCACCGUCUACGAGUUUCAUGGAUGUCUCUACCAUGGCUGUCUCCGCUGUUAUCCCAUGAGAAACGUCAAACAUUAUGCCGUGCCGGACAGAAGCGUCGAGGAACUCUAUCAAGCCACGCUCUCCAAACGCAUGGCACUGCUCCGAGCAGGCUACACGGUGAUCGAAAUGUGGGAAUGUGAAUGGGACAAAUUGGUGGACACGGAUGAAGCCGUUCAACGUUUCCUGACUUCCUUUGAUCUGGUUGCACCCCUGGAACCCCGUGAAGCCUUCUUUGGGGGUCGAACCGGUGCAGUGGCUCUGCAUGCCGUGGCUGGAGAGGGCGAGGAAAUACGCUAUGUGGAUGUGACCUCCCUGUACCCAUGGGUCAACAAAAACUGCCCUUACCCCAUUGGGCAUCCAAACAUCAUCACUCAGCCUGCCGACCAGUCCCUGGAGUCCUAUUUUGGUGUAGCCACCGUGGAUAUUCUUCCUCCGGCUGGAUUGUUCCACCCCGUCUUGCCUGUGCGUAGCGGGAACAAACUCACCUUUCCUCUCUGCCGUGCCUGUGUCCAGACAGAGCAGGCCCAACCCAUGUUGACCCGAACCCGUUAUUGCCCUCAUUCUGACGAGGAUCGCACGCUACGCGGAACCUGGUGCACGCCCGAACUGGUCAAAGCCGUCGAAAAGGGGUACACGCUGAUCAAGAUCCAUGAAGUCUGGCAUUUUCCCCCCGAGCAACGCCAAACGGGUCUUUUUGCCAAUUACGUGAACACCUGGCUCAAGUUGAAACAAGAAUCAGCGGGGUGGCCCGGCUGGUGUCAGACCCUCGAGCAGAAACGAGACUACAUUCUUCGCUACCAGGAACGGGAAGGAAUCCGACUGGACAUUGCCAGCAUUGCCAAAAACCCCGGUCGCAAGGCCACGGCCAAGCUCAUGCUGAACAGUUUCUGGGGCAAAUUCGGGGAGCGGAUCAACAAACCCACCACCGUCACCGUCAAAGACCCCGCCUAUUUGUUCAACCUCAUCUCCGAUGCUGCCCUCGAUCUCAGUACGCUCCGCCUUUGCACUGACGAUAUCUUGGAAGCUGUCUACACCUGUGUCCAAGACAAUGCUGUCAAAGGCACCAAGACCAAUAUCUUUGUAGCCGCUUUCACCACCUGUCAUGCUCGAUUGAAGCUCUACGAGUCCCUGGACACCCUUCAACAGCAAGUCCUUUACUACGAUACAGACAGUAUGGUGUACAAGUGGCGUCCCGGUCAACCCAGCAUUGCCACCGGGGAUUUUUUGGGGGACAUGACGGAUGAAUUAGACGGAGACGUCAUCACCGAGUUUGUUUCGGGGGGCGCCAAGAAUUAUGGGUACCAAACCCGUGGAGGCAAAGUGGUGUGCAAGGUACGCGGUUUCACCUUGAACGUACGUGGGUCAGCCAUUUUCAAUUUUCAGACCAUGAAAGAGAACAUUCUCUCAGAAUUAGACUCGUCACAGGACUCUCGCCGAAAUUUGAACAUUACCUACCCUCAUUAUUUCAAACGAGAUUUAGAAAAGAAACAAAUUCAAGUGGUUCCACGCGUAAAGCAGUAUCGGUUGGUGUUUGACAAGCGCGUCAUCGAUGUAGCCACCCGAUCCAGUCAUCCCUAUGGCUAUGAAAGGAUUGGGGACGAACUCGACCUCCUGUUAGAUUUGUAA
This is a messenger RNA of Porites lobata, 3567 nucleotides long. Lineage: Eukaryota; Metazoa; Cnidaria; Anthozoa; Scleractinia; Poritidae. The record is from the annotation of a GenBank genome assembly.